AUGGAGUCGAUCAGCAACCGGCUUCUCCGGCUAAGCGAGCGCAUGCAGCAAUGGCAGCACAAAGACAAGCUUCACUCUAGGCUUAGUAUCAGUGGCCAAUACUCCGAAAGACUUGAGAGUGCCUGUACUUUGUACAGCAGUCCGGACAAACAUGGGAUGGAUGCAAAUCAGAGUUCUCUCUAG
Nannizzia gypsea CBS 118893 is the source of this 183-nucleotide messenger RNA. RefSeq lists its product as hypothetical. The coding region runs from base 1 to 183 and encodes 60 amino acids. The record is from RefSeq and is a predicted model, not a curated record. Lineage: Eukaryota; Fungi; Ascomycota; Eurotiomycetes; Onygenales; Arthrodermataceae. The transcript is spliced from 4 exons.